Molecule: messenger RNA, 3565 nt
Organism: Pyrus x bretschneideri (Chinese white pear)
Lineage: Eukaryota; Viridiplantae; Streptophyta; Magnoliopsida; Rosales; Rosaceae
Product: probable LRR receptor-like serine/threonine-protein kinase At1g06840
Exons: 22
Coding region: 414-3275 (953 amino acids)
Biological process (GO): protein phosphorylation
Molecular function (GO): protein kinase activity; protein binding; ATP binding
Source: RefSeq, a predicted model, not a curated record
CUCUUUCACUUAAAAAACGUUGGACUAUACAAGCAUUAAACAAAACAAAACACCAAUACUUAUUCCAACUAACUGACAAUCCACGGUACCAUAAUUUAUUGUUGGAACUCAUGAUAAGGCUUGUCUGUCGAAAAUGAUGUUAUCAUGUCGACAAUGAUGUUUCAGGACUUCAUCUUCUUCGCCCUUUCCAUCCUCCCCAUUGACUCGACUUCGAUUUUGAAACUGUGUUCCUGUCCCUCCUGAGUACCUGUUUCAUAAGUUAACUCAUAAGUCACGAACAAGUCUCAAAGUCCACCACUAUCACCGACUGUUACAUGUUUGUUAGAAGUUGAAAGAUAUUUUGUAACUGUUUUAUUUACCCGAAAGCGCACUAGCCACUGGAACAGGCCGAGAGACUAGAUAUUGGUGCGAGAAUGCUAAAGAUGAGAGCUUCUGGAUGUGUCGUUGCUCUCCUGUGUUCUUGCUUCGUGCUGUUUGCCGUUGCAGAAGUUACAAAUCCUUCAGAAGUCAAUGUACUGAGAGCAGUCAAGAGGAAAUUAAUUGAUCCUAAGAAUCAUCUAAGGAAUUGGGACGACGGGGAUCCUUGCGAAUCUUUUUGGACCGGAGUUUUCUGUUUUGAUGCUGUUGGGGAUGAUGGAUACUUGCACCUCCAGGAACUCCGACUGCUGAAUAUGAAUCUCUCAGGAACUUUAGCACCUGAGCUUGGCCAACUAUCCCAACUUCUGAUAUUAGAUUUCAUGUGGAAUGAAUUAAGUGGAACCAUACCGAAGGCGAUCGGAAACAUUAAAUCCUUGAAACUCUUGCUCUUGAAUGGAAACAACCUAUCUGGUUCCUUACCUCCUGAGCUCGGUUAUCUUAAAAACUUAACUAGACUACAAGUCGAUCAGAACUAUAUGUCAGGUCCAAUUCCAAAAUCAUUUGCUAACAUGGCCAGUUUAAAACAUCUCCACUUGAACAACAACUCCUUCAGCGGUCAAAUUCCGCCUGAGCUUUCUAAAGCACUCAGUCUUCUUCACUUGCUUUUCGAUAAUAAUAACUUUUCCGGAUAUGUACCACCAGAUUUCUCCAUGUUACCGAACGCGCGCAUCAUUCAGUUCGAUAACAACAACUUCAGGGGGACUGAGAUUCCAGCCUCUUACGGAAACAUAUCCAGAUUAACAAAACUAAGUCUUAGGAAUUGCAGUUUGCAGGGAGAAAUUCCUGACCUUAGCAGUAUAGCCAACCUUAGUUAUAUUGAUCUAAGCCGGAAUCAACUUUCUGGAUCCAUACCAUCACACAGACUUUCUCGCAAUAUAACAACAAUCAUUCUGUCAGACAACCGUCUUAAUGGAUCGAUUCCUGAGAGUUUUUAUGAUCUUCCAGCUCUUCAGAAAGUGUCGCUCCACGACAAUUUUAUUACGGGUUCUGUCCCUGCUAUGUGGCGGAAAAUGUCUUUCAGUACAAGAGCUAGACUUGCACUUGAUCUUCGGAACAAUUUGCUUUCACAAAUAUCGGAAGAGCUAAAUCCUCCUGCAAAUGUCACCUUGUGGCUUGAAGGAAAUCCUGUCUGCAAGAAUGCAGGUGUACCAAAUAUAGGCCAGUUCUGUCGAUCUGAAGCUGGAGGAGACGGGAUCUCUGAAAACUCGAUAAACUCCACUCAACCAAUGACCUGCCCUAGCCAAGCAUGUCCAACAGACUAUUUCUACGAAUAUGUCCCAUUUUCCCCAGUUCCAUGCUUUUGUGCAUCACCUUUAAGAGUUACAUAUCGUCUAAAAAGUCCGAGUUUUUCAUAUUUUGCUCCUUAUAAACACAAUUUUGAAAUCUACUUAACUGGUGCUCUCAACCUGCACCUUUAUCAAUUAUCAAUUGAUUCAUUUGUCUGGCAAGAUGGGCCUCGUUUGCUGAUGCAUAUGAAGUUUUUUCCUAUGUUCAUCAAUCCACACGUGAAUUUAUUUAAUGCAACUGAGGUUCAGCGAUUGAGAGGCCAGCUUACAUCAUGGGAUGUUCCUCCAACUGAUUUCUUUGGACCGUAUGAGCUUCUCAAUUUCACUCUGCUGGGACCUUAUUCGAACAUGAUUGUUGAGCGGCAAAAGACGAGCAUUAGCAAGAGAGCUUUAGCAGGUAUUAUAAUAGGAUGCAUUGCUGCUGUUGUCAUUAUUCCUGCAAUAGUCAUGCUUCUGACCAAAAGAUAUGUCAAAUACCGCUACCCAAUACCUUCACGGAGAUAUUCAUCCUUAAAGAUCUCUAUGAGAAUUGAAGGUGUAAAGGCGUUCACUUUCAAAGAAAUGAAGGUCGCUACUGGGAAUUUCGAUACUUCAAUGCAACUUGGACAAGGAGGCUAUGGGAAAGUUUACAAAGGCAUUUUGUCCGAUAACACAGUUGUGGCCAUAAAGCGUGCAGAAGAAGGAUCCUUACAGGGCGGAAGGGAGUUCUUGACCGAGAUAGAACUGCUAUCAAGGGUACAUCACCGAAACCUGGUCUCUUUGGUGGGAUAUUGUGAUGAAGAAGGGGAGCAGAUGCUGGUUUACGAGUUUAUGCCUAAUGGUACCUUACGCGACUGGCUUAGGGUUGAAGCCAAGGGAAGCCUGGACUUCACAAUGAGGUUACGUAUUGCAUUAGGUUCCGCUAAAGGCAUCCUUUAUCUCCAUACCGAGGCAAAUCCUCCAAUAUUCCACCGGGAUAUCAAAGCCAGCAACAUACUCUUGGACUCCAACCUCGUGGCCAAAGUGGCGGAUUUUGGACUCUCGCGACUUGCACCUCUGCAGGAUGAUGAAGGGACCGGGUCCUCUCAUGUAUCUACAGUCGUGAGAGGAACGCCGGGUUACGUUGAUCCAGAGUAUUUCCUGACCAAUAAGUUGACGGACAAAAGCGAUGUCUAUAGCCUAGGAAUCGUGUUUCUGGAGCUCCUUACCGGCGAUCAGCCAAUUUCACACGGCAAAAACAUAGUUCGAGAGGUGAAUCUGGCUUAUCAGGCGGGGCUGGUGUUCUCAAUCAUAGACAAAAGAAUGGGAUCCUAUCCAUCCAAAUGUGUUGAGAGGUUUCUUGAUUUGGCCCUCAGAUGUUGUAACGAAAAGCCAGAUAAGCGGCCUCAUAUGCUGGAAGUGGUGAGGGAGAUCGAAAACAUACUCAAAAUCAUGCCGGCAACUAACACCAUAUUCUCGCCAUCUACUUCCUCGUACAGUGACCAGUCACCAACCUCGUCGUCCUUCAUGACCGGAGACCGAUCCAACGUGUCCUCCAGCCUGGCAGGAAGUGAUCUAACCAGUGGCGUUGUCCCGACCAUAAUACCUCGAUGAAGAAAAGUUUAUACACACAUGUCCCUCCCACUAUAAUCCCCUCGCACGCUGGCCAAGUGACGCUGUAUUUAUUGGUGGCAUGCAAAGAAGUAAAGCUCCUCCGACGACGACUGAAAAAAAGACGACUCUCAGGUGUUUCCUUUAACCUUGUCUCCGUUUUCCGGGACGUAGAAACAAAACAACAUGAUGCGCGAGUUUUCGGAUGUAAAAAAUGGAGUUUUGUCUCGGAUUUUGUCCAUGUAAAGAACGAAAAGACGAGUAAUGGGUAAUGUACAUAAGUUAGCAUCCUA